This is a messenger RNA of Sebastes umbrosus (honeycomb rockfish), 2500 nucleotides long. RefSeq names its product dual oxidase 2 (gene duoxa). Lineage: Eukaryota; Metazoa; Chordata; Actinopteri; Perciformes; Sebastidae. The transcript has 9 exons. Gene Ontology annotation, biological process: protein transport. The record is from RefSeq and is a predicted model, not a curated record. The coding region runs from base 536 to 1501 and encodes 321 amino acids. Gene Ontology annotation, cellular component: endoplasmic reticulum membrane.
ACAGUGAGUGUUGGCAGGCUGUGAGUUAACUUACCUGCUGCUGCUGCUGCACGCUAUCACCUCUACAACUCACCUACAGCUCCGCGUCUGGGAUAUCCCAAACUGUUGUACCAGCCGUCAAAGCGAGGAACCUCCCAGGUGAUUUCACAGCGUGAAUCUGUUCCAAGACAUGUCGAGUUUAAACAGACAUUUUUUCUUUAAGUUACCUGCAGAAUAUGAAGUACAAACUGUUUUGUGUACUUACCUUCACUGACUAUGAGCACCAAGCCAACCACUGCGCACAUACUCCAAACCCAUUUACGCAAAUCCAUUGAUGCGAGAGAUGCUCCUCAAGCUCAGUCUGCAGCCAAGAGGAGUGAAGGACUUCUGAAAAGAGAAGACAAGCUGAAGCAUUCCAGUCAAUGCAUCCUCCUCCUCAGUGACACAAAGGGGACCAGGGCUAUAAAAGAAGUGUACGUUCCCUCAACAUUACACUCUCUUCUUCAUCUUCUUCGGUCCUCCUCUGUCAGCAUUCGGUCUCAACGAAGGAGCUAAGAUGACUUUCUACGAUGACAUUUACCCAUUCUACUCUCUACAAAGGACCUCCUUCAUCUUCAGUGGCCGCUUGCUCACCAUUAUUUUGGUCUUCCUUGUGCUAGCAGUCAGUCUUCUUCUCAUUCUGCCUGGGAUACGAGGGAAGUCGAGGCUGUUCUGGACGUUUCGGAUAAUUAUCAGCUUGUUCAUAGGCGUGGUGAUAGUGGCGCUCAACUUUACCAACGACUGGGCCGAGGCCAGAAUGACCACAAAUGCCACCUACAAGUCUUUCAGCAACGCAGUGAUUAACGCUGACAUCGGCUUGCAUGUUGGGCUGUACGGCAUUAAUGUGACACUAAGAGGGAAUCCUGUUGUGCAGUUCAAUGAGACCAUUGACUACAAUGAGAUGUUCAGCUGGCAUGACACUAUGGAAGAUGAGUAUGAGGAAGCUCUGGAGAAAGGCUUACCCAACCCCAUCCUGUACAUUGCUGAGAAAUUCACCCUGGGCAGCCCAUGUGGACUCAUCUUUCAGUACAGAUACUCUGGACGAUACGCCUCUGCAACCCUCUGGACGGCGUUUUGCUGCUGGAUGCUCGCCAACAUCCUCUUCUCAAUGCCGGUCAUUCUGUACGCCGGAUACAUGAUGUUGGCCACCGCUGCCUUCAUCUUCUUCUCCAUGGCCUCCUUCUCCACCAUCAUGAAUGUGCCACAGUGUGUUUUCUCCAUAGGGGCCGACUCCUUUGAGACCGAGUACAGCCAUUCAUUCUGGCUGGCUCUGGCUACAGGCGUGCUGUGCACCGUCAUCGGGGUUCUGGUGGUGAUGUUGAACUUUCUGAUACCAGAGAAGAUGAAAGAGGCUUUCAGCGUUGGCGUCGACAGUUAUGAAGACGAGGAUGUUCCUUACGGGGAGGGCUACCUGAAUACAGUUUUUCUUGAUGGAGUGACAAUUUCACCACUGACAUUGAAAGUCAAAACGGAACAUGUAUGAAGCCGUCCUGGUUUCCCUCAGGGAGCUUUUCCAGACAAUAAUACUUGAAGAUAUGUUUUGCUGAGUGUGUUACAGAUGGAGUGUCUAAUUUCACACCUGUUUGAAUUAUCUAUACAAGCCUGUUAAGUGUUAUAAACGAUUGAACUGUAAAUAGUUGUAUUUGUAAAGUUCAUUGUCAUGUUGCUGUAGUUGUAAAUAAUGUAUGGGAUCCAUACACACUGUGUAUAUACACUGAUCAAUAAGGAUUAAAGGUCUGUCAUUGUUCAACUCUUUUUUUUUGUCAUUAGAAUUGAAAGACGAGACAAAAUAAUUAAUAGUUUGAUAUAGAUUACUUUUUUCAUAGCCUCUUCAGGACUUCUUGUGACGCAUGCACGUUGCCAUGGCGACAGCAUGUGGUUUAAUUUGCGCAUAGUUCCUGAGCUCAUUGGUUGAAGCAUCCUUCUUUCACAGCACGUGAGAUCCAUAUAAAUGUGAAAACGCGAGAGGAAGAAUGAAUCCCAAACUGCUUGGAUAAGAACAAUUGAUUCAUCUCUAAUAGAGGCAAAUGUACUUUAUGUCAUGUCUGUUUGUAAGUACUUCUUUUUACAGUAAUAAAAUAAAAACAACAACAAGCAUUCAUCCGUGAGAUUGUAUUCUUAGUGUGUUAUAACAUUACAUUCAUCCAGUAAUGUAUACUUUGAUACAUUCUUGUACUGUACGCUCUGGUAAAGGUAAUGAUCACCCAUACUGUGUGUCUUUGAGAAGUAGGUGUGUCUUUGGCCUUCAGCAUCACCAUAAUACACAUAGUUUAGUGCCUUUGUACAGCAUAUUAUUAUUUUCUUUUAAUACUUACUGUAAUAGAUUAUCAUGUCGGAUUGAGAAUGAAUCCCUGGUCAGUAAUUCUUCAUAAUAACAUGCAUAUACUGUAGGAGUAAUAUGGCCUUUCCAACCAAGUCCUUGAGUAAUCCAAAGUAUUUACAAUAGAAGUACAUUUUUUAAACUCCAUACACAUUAUAAAAA